Molecule: messenger RNA, 5172 nt
Organism: Aspergillus bombycis
Lineage: Eukaryota; Fungi; Ascomycota; Eurotiomycetes; Eurotiales; Aspergillaceae
Product: putative telomere length regulator protein (Rif1)
Exons: 4
Coding region: 1-5172 (1723 amino acids)
Biological process (GO): telomere maintenance
Cellular component (GO): nucleus
Source: RefSeq, a predicted model, not a curated record
AUGGUGCAGGUUCUUGGUCCUCUGUCUGCUCGUCCGCCUACUCCACCCAGGACAUCAUCUCGUGUACUACCUGAAAAGGACCACACGCAAGAUACCCCGGUUACCGUGAAGACGACGAACGAUUCCCCAUUACCGACGACCGCAUCCAAUGGUGGUCACGCCAGUCGCAAAUUCAAGCGGGUGAACUUCUCGCCAUGGCCGAAAUCCCAGCCGAACAAGCCAGAUCUGAAGACUCUACCUCCUUCGAAUGAGUGUAAACCUUCGAAAUCAAUUCUCAAGACGACCAGCUCACCUGCACCUGUCAAUUCGUCUAAUGUGACCUCUUACACUCCGGAGUCUUUCGCCAUGCUGCUAGAGUCGAUCACGCAGCAAUUGGCCGGCGAAUCGGUCAGUUCGAGACUCGACGCCUAUAUGCAAUUCUUCGGAGCAUUGAGAGCAUACGAUGGGCUUCCUGGAGGGCAGGAAAUUGCAGAUAAGCUUGGUCUCAUCACACAGUUCAUCCAACGGGAUGUGACUCGGGACCUCGGAACUGGGGGACCCUCAGAUACCAAUCUCGUUACUCAGGCUCUGAAACUGGCCACCGCUCUAGUAUGGCACACUGAAAUAUGUGCCCAGCUGCCGGAUGACUUCAAAAUCUUUCUUGUCGAUCAUUCCAUCAAUGGCUUACAGGACGCCAAACUGCCCAAAUCCGUGGCCACCCAUUAUAUGUCGAUUUUGUCAACACAGACUUUCCAUGCGAAGAUCAUGAACAACGCCAGGCUAAACCGUUUGAUGAGCGUGUUGCACGAAAUCACCAACCGGGUAAAUGGGAAUGCAAUCACCCUACAGCGGUUGGCUAUAUACCAACGUAUUCUCAGCCAAAACAAGUCAUUAUUCAUCUCUCAAACAGCGCUGUGGAUGAAUCAUCUCAUAUCGGGCUUGCUUCACCACAUAAAGGACGUCAGAGUAAAGGCCAUCUCCCUCAGCUAUCAAACGUCCCUAGCAUUUGGCCCAAAUCCCAUUCUAUCCAAGAAUAUUAGAGAAAACCUUGACCGACCCAUCGGUCAAGAUAGGAAACUAGUGCAGGAGGUCAGCGAAAGAAUGUCGCGGAUGAUGUCAAGCGCGGAUACAGGCGUACACGUACCUCAGAUUUGGAUUGCUGUUAUCUUACUUCUUAGGAAUAAGAGAUUGACCGUCGAUCAUUGGGAGCAUUUAAAAGAAUUUACCACUCCUCUGCAGAAAUGUUUUAACUGCAGUGAUGGGCAAACCAGAGCGCAAUCCAUUAUUGCAUGGAACCGUUUUGUUUGUGUCAUCGGGCCCAAUGAUGCAACAAAUCCUGCGAUGGUGCUGUGCAGCUAUUACAAUCUUCUGUAUUAUGCCUUCCGCCCGUCCGCGUCUUACCAACAUCUGGACGUCGUGUGGGAGGAAUACCUUGCCGUGCCCUCCUCGACCACGUUUAGUAUGGUUCCUGGCUUAAGCGACAAACUAGCCCAGGUCUUAUGCAAUAUGCUGUGGAGCUCCCAGGCGAAGGUCUGGUUGGAGAACAAAGCCAAUGAAAGUAAUCGCCUUCUCCCGGAGGAGCUGCCUUCACUUGAUUGCAGAUGGGUACGGUCCAGGAUUACCGCUGUUUUGAAGGUGUUCGAAUAUAUUUUCAGAUCUUCUACCUGGUCCGAUGACAUUGAGCAAUCAAGCAUUGCCGCUGCCUGGGUCAGUCUUUCUCGAGCCCUGUCGUAUGCCUCCAGCAAAGAGAUUACCCCGUCUCCGGAAUCAAUGCAAGCAGUCGCCCAUAUGCUCGGUCUUCUCCAACGCCUUUGGAAAGCUGGCCCUGCUUCACUCAACGCUAUCGAAGACAAUUCCUUGGAUAAGUUUUUCGAUCGAUUUAGGUUCCUAUCGACGACCAUGAUUGUCUCACUUGGAAGCAUUCCAUUCACCGAGAAACUCCUCCUAAAGACAGCCGAUGAGAAGUUCCAAGCUGCCAAUACGCCGACACAUCGGUCUUUGAGGGUCAACAUGAGCCUCGACAGUCCUAUUCUACAUUUGCUUCGACUAGUCAGCGAUGUCUCCGGAGUCCGGGAGCCAACUGCUUCGUAUUUGCGCCUGAUCAACGAUACCCUUGACGCUGCAUGCAAGGGCAGAGCGGCCAGAAGCUCACGCUUAGAGCUUCUCAGGCAGUGCGCAGAUUUGUAUCCAAGUGAAGCAGAAUUUUCUUUUGGAACUCAUAACUUCGCUCAGGUAGGUUGGAAGUCAACGGCACGACUAGCAGCGGAUUCUCUAUGUUCUUAUCCUAUUGAGUCCGCCCGCGAGCGUGACGGAUCUGUUUUGCGCGAUUACGAUAAUGCUAUCAAGAUCCUCUCCACAGGGUUGAAGUUUUCCGACACCAUCCAGGAGUGGGAUCAACUUGUGGACUCGCUUAUUCGCGUCGUGCGAACCGAGAAGGGUGACGAUGCCAUUGCAACAAUGGUUGUAGAACCAAUUUCUGAAUGCAUGAUGGCGCUAAGAGUCCAAGAUACCUACUUGCCCGCAGCCUCCCUAUUCGGCUAUUCUCUUUCCAUCACAUAUUGUCAUUACAACUUUCGGAACACGGGAGUGCCUGUGACUGGAGAAGAUCGGCAGGCCAGCGACCAUUCGAUGUUUCCCGCCAAACUCGUUGAACUAGUAAAUCGGAUCCUUCGAGAGUCUUAUGGAGGCUUCGACCCUACAGGGACCAAUGGCAUCGCGGACUUUUUAGAAUCGUUCACGUCCCUUUUAAGCUCUGGUGUCCCAGCAUUUCGCUCUGCGAUCCUCGAAACUACUCAACAGCCCCUUGCUCUCUGGUUAAUGGAUGACGUGCGCAAGAUUAAUGUUGAAAGUGGCGUGGAAAGCAGGAUCAUCACAGCGGGCCGCGCUCUCUCGUCCGCAGUGAUAAGUAUCUUGCAAGCUUGUUCACCCCACAAUGCCUCCUGCCUACAGAGGUUUGAGCCUAUUAUAUGUGCAGGUCUUGAGUCCUCCCAUAUGUCUAUAGCGAAAAGAUUUCUCGAUUUCUGGAAUUCUUCAUUUGGACAACAAAAGUUACUCCCAUAUCCCGAAUCUAUAUCUCGUGCACUACAGCAGCUUGAAUCGCAGAUCAAGCUUCAGAACUCGGGACAGGGACAAGGACAGCGACAGGUUGGACGUCCGGCAACAUCCCUUGAAUCACAAACAUCGAAUAGUGAUCGGGCAGACAUGUCUGAAAAAUCCCGCAUAGCGUUUAUUCUAGACCACCCAGUGGGACCAUCCUACCCUGUGGGCUUCAACUCAUCUCCUGUGACGAGAGUGAUUGAGCCUAGAGUUGCGGAACAGCCAAGUGAGGCACGACCUCGCCGGUCAGCCGAACCCAACGAAACAAAUCAAAUCAUCAUUGAGGAUGCUUCGGUCUCAUUUCUGCCACCCAACGAAGAACCCAAGAAGCGUGGCGAUGUAUUUUCGAUGAUCGAGAAUCUCCGCUCUUCCUCCCCUCCCAUAAACACACCGCAAGAAUACGGGUUCAUGACACCUCCGCAGUUACGUGGUCUGCGGGGUCCCGAUCGUGAGUCGGGAACACCCCAAACGCCUACUUUGCCAGCUGUCGUAGCUGACAACGAAGACGGUUUUCUGGGCUCUUCUCCUACUCCCGGUAUUAGAGGACGAACACAGUCUGCUGGAUCGCAGAUCCCAUCAUCACUAUCAACACCAGCAAUGGACUCUCGUUUCGACAAUGACGUUCCAUCCUCCCCUCCAGAGCUCAAGUCACAGGGUGCAAAUGCCCGCAACAAACAGAUGUCUCUGACGGCUGCAGCUGUCGAGAACAGAGUGAGCAAGAAAAAGAAAUCUAAGAAAUCUAAACGUUCGGCAUUAAAGGAUAAGAAACGACCUGGCAGCCAACAUACGCAAUCCGAAGAGGCACGCGGAGGCCCCAGUCGAGCAGGAACACCGCUGAGUAGUCGUCUCCGUUCAUCUACCGGCAAGACGCCCCAGGCAGACGCACAAAGUACGAUUGAACCUCAGGCUAACGUUCCCCCAGCUGGUGAACCAGUUGUUGCUUCGAACGCUUCAAAUUCCCAUCACGGCUCUCCUGACAAGCCUAUGUUUGUCAAAUCUACUCCCAAGGAUGUCGCCGUAUCUAGUGAAAUCGCGGACGGCUUAGACCCUACUUGUGACUGGAUCGCAGAUUCUUUCAGUGAUGACAUGGAGACGCAGAUUGCGUCCCAACUAGAGCAAGACCUAGAAUUCGCCGUCGAUUCGGAUAAACCCGAUCAAGAAGAGACGGGGCUUCCGUCUGAGCCUACGUCUGAACCUCCGAUGACAAGGAAAAGGAAAAGAGAUGAAGUAAACGCGUCAACACCUUCUAGAGAAGAGCGACGUCGAUCGACGAGACGUUCUGCGAAGGAACUCGAUGCUGAUCUCGAGGAACCUCGGAGCACUCGCUCAAAGAAAUCGAUGUUGUCGAGCAACGCCCAACAGGUUGCAUCUUCACCGGCUGAGUCAGCGCCAAAGAAGCAAAAGCUCCAUCCUAAAGACAAUGCAGAUGAUACACCUGCCCAGCUGCCCGAUAUACAGCCGGACAGUAUCGGCGCUGCUAAGGGCAGUGAGGCCUCUGCCUCUCAAAAACGCAGGUCCUCCCGCCUGAGUGGUAACUCCCCGCUGGCCGUACCAGAGGAAGGCACAGCGCCCAGAAAAUCUCCUCGGAACGGUCGUUGGCGCAAGCGAAACGCCAAGCGUAAGGGCAACGCAUCAAGGGAACCAUCUCCGAGGUCAGAGGCUCAAGCCGAAGAGACUGCCACGGCAGCUUCCCAUGAUGACCACCAAAGAGAAACACAAGGUUCUUUUGAACAGAAUGAUAUUCAACAACCUGACGAACCUACAACUCAUACCCCGGCCGCCGAGAAGACGGUCACGGCUCCUACGAGCGAGAAGGAAUCAUCUACCAACCAAGAACCUGAAAACGAUAUCAAUAUAGAAACUGCGGAUGGCGAUUCCAUUUCCCAAACAAGAAAACGAGCGCUCUCUCGAACAACCCAGAUGGAUGCACAUCCAAAGAAUGUCAGCGGCGCAACGGGGAUUAUCACCUCGUUCAGGAACCUGCUAGACGAUAUUAAAUCGGCCACCUUGGACCGAGAUGCUAUUCGACAAAUUGAUGACUUGAUGUUCGAGAUCAGGGUUGAAACGGGCGAGGCACUAAGGAGACAUACUGGCUAA